UAAUAAUUAACAACUGUCUCCCCAGUGAACCUUGACCUUGCUAUCCCAGAAUUCUCUUUCUCUGUAUCAGGGUCGGUCUCACCAAGGAGUGUGAUCGGAGUGAGGGGACCCACACACAAGCGAGAGGAGACACGAAGAGCGAGCGAGACAAGGUGUGGAAUUUUUGAGAUCCAGCCAUGGCUCAGAAACCUGCGACAAUGCAGAUUGGCAUCGUAGGAUUUGGGCAUUUAGGACAAUUUCUUGUGGAGAGAAUUCAGAAGGAGGGACCAGACAUGGGACUUCGCUUGGCGUUUGUGUGGAACAGAAAUACAGAGAAGCUCAAAGAUUCAGUACCUGAAGAACUCAUUCUCCAUAGCUUACCAGAGUUUCCACAAAGGGGAGCUGAUGUGAUUGUGGAAGUAUGUCAUCCUCAGAUUGUCAAGGAAUUUGGGGCCCAGUUCCUUUCAAAAUCUCAUUUCCUGGUGGGAAGCCCCUCAGCCCUGUCAGACCCUCACCUUGACCAGGAGCUGCGCCGUGCUGCAAAGCAUCAUGGGAGAACACUUUAUGUACCCAGUGGAGCAUUAUGGGGAGGGCAGGACAUACAGAAGCUAAACGACUGUGGAACUUUGACAGCCUUAACCGUCAGGAUGUCUAAGCAUCCAUCCUGUUUCCGUCUGUCAAAAGACCUCCUAAGUGAUUGGUCAGAGGGGGAAGGUAGGCGGGUCAUCGUCAGUGGUCCUGUUGCAGAGAUCUGUCCACUUGCCCCGAACAAUGUCAACACCAUGGCAGCGGCCGCUAUUGCCGGGUCAACACUGGGCUUCACCGGAGUCCGAGGCGAGCUUGUGUCAGACACAGCCCUCAGAGAUUAUCAUGUGGUGGAAGUAGAAGUGACCGGUGUGGACGGGUUCACUGUGAAAACAGUCAGGAGGAACCCGGCCAAAUUAGGAGCGGUGACUGGCAACGCCACCUAUAACUCUUUCUGGAGCAGUUUACUAGUUUGCAGAGGCCAUGGAGGUAGAGUCUACCUGUGCUGAGGUUACAAGCUUUGUUGAUACAUUCACCUUUUCAUUUGUUACUAACGCCUAUAUCUCUCAUCUGUCCAUGGUAAUGCACUUAGAGUAAUUAAAAGUGCUCAGUGUUACGAUGUUCAUACUAAUUCAGUGUGUUUGUUGAGUGCACUGCAAGACUGAUCAUGUGUAAAAGCUGAUAUUAAAAUUCCAACAAUAAAAAUAUAUGAAAUGGACAAAUCUUAAUGC
Molecule: messenger RNA, 1235 nt
Organism: Sardina pilchardus (European sardine)
Lineage: Eukaryota; Metazoa; Chordata; Actinopteri; Clupeiformes; Clupeidae
Gene: aspdh
Product: aspartate dehydrogenase domain containing
Exons: 8
Coding region: 177-1013 (278 amino acids)
Biological process (GO): NAD+ biosynthetic process
Molecular function (GO): NADP binding; L-aspartate dehydrogenase [NAD(P)+] activity
Source: RefSeq, a predicted model, not a curated record